AGCUGCCUCCUGACACUCAUACCUGACACUCAGACACUCUUAUCUACAAAGAAUAGCAAAAAUAUCCAGGUCAGCAAUGGGCUUUACAAAGAGUAACGUAAUUUAAUGGAGACAUUUUAUAGUUUAAUUAGUCUAUACACCUUAAAAUGGCUGAAUUAAUCAUGUCUUUCACAUGACACAUCUGUAUUUGAACUUAAAUUCCAGGUCACUAAACUAACUGAACAGAAACUAUAUUUUUGAGAUUUUUGUUCCAGCGUUCCACAACCCCUCUUUAGUUGAAAACUGGUUAGAACAAAAGAAAAGAAUGCUUAAUAAUUUUACAUCUAGUGAAUAAAACUGCAUAACUGACAUUAUUAGACUGUACAGCUGAGCAUAUUUUUUUGACAAUUCAUUCUUAAAGUCAGUAGAUAUUUUUCAAGAUUGUCCCUAAAAAUUCGGCCCUUUCAUAAAUUAAGUGCGGUCACAUCCCCAAACAACCUAGUACAAGCUAGCGUACUAGCUAACUUAAUGUAAAUUGAAAGUAGUAGUAAAUGUUGAUAGUCAGUGACACGCUAGCUAGUUAGCAGUUAGCUAGGUGUGACGGAAGGUAGGCCUACACUUCACGAUCAGCCAAGAACAUGGAGUGAGAUUACAGGUAAAGGAAUCUCAAUAUUUCAAUAUUAAGAUAGUGAUCAUGCACUAAAGAAAUGCCAUGAUUUAAUUUAGUAUUGAAGCUACAUGUAUGUGGGUCAUUGAGACAAUCAUUUUGAACGCGUUCACCCUUUUGUGAGACUGAAGGUAUCACUUUCACAACAUUUGAGUUAUUAUUGUUAAAAGUAAUGCAAUUCAUGCUUUUCUUUUGAGAUACACUCACCAACCAAAUUAUUAGGAACCCCAUUCUAAAACUGGGUAAAAUGUGUGAUCUGAGAUGCUGAGAUGCUUUUCUGCUCACCACAGUUGUAAAGAGUGAUUAUUUGAGUUACUGUAGACUUCCUGUCAGCUCAGACCAGUCUUAGCCAUUCUCCUCUGACUUCUCUCAGCGACAAGCCCACAGAACUGCUGUUCAAAGGAUGUUUUUUUGUUUUUCGCACCAUUCUGUGUAAACUCUAGAGACUGUUGUGUGUGAAAAUCUCAAGAGAUCAGCACUUUCUGAAAUACUCAAACCAGCCCAUCUGCCACCAACAACCAUGCCAUGGUUAAGUCACUGAGAUCACUUUCCCCCAUUCUGCUGGUUGGUGUAAACAUUACCUGAAACUCUUGUCCUGUAUCUGCAUGGUUUUAUGCAUUGAGCUCUCUCCAUGUGACUAGAUGUUUAGAUAUUUGCAUGAUGUAUAGAGCAGAUGUAUAGGGCUUUCUAAUAAAUUGGUUGGUAAAUGUACAUUACAGUAGGAGGUUAGUGGCUGGGGUGGGUGUGAGAUUCCCAGCUUGAAUUUUUGUCCCGGCCCUUCUUACUGGCCACUUAAAUAGCAGCAUAAUUCAUAAAAUUAUGAUAUGCAGCAAGAGCUUCAGUUAAUGUUCAUCAGAAAAGAAACAUCAGAAAAAUACUAAAAGUGAGAUCUGACAUUUGAACAAGUAUAGCUGACAUCAAGUUUUUCAACUAUUACUAAUAUCUUAACAUAUCUAAUACUUUAAUGAUAUAACCGUUUUUGCUACAUGGAUUUUUUUUUUUAUUAAUUUGUCUUAUUCAUGUUAUUUUAAGGGGGAAAAUAACUUGCUCACAUUAAAAAUGUCAUGUGACUAGCUUGAAUGUCAAUCAUUAUUAUUUGAGCAGUAGAUGGGAAUCGUUUUGCAUUGUGAACACAGUACUUAACCCCUGUGCACUCGAGGAAACUUUACGCCCCUGUUGUGUGGUGUCUGAGGAACGUAAAUAAUGGCCCCCUGUGUUAGGAGGUGGAGUUUACAACACUGGUUCCAUCUUAUUGUGUGCAGACAGAGCUUUCACCUCCCAAGAGAACAUGAUGCAAGAGACUUUUAAGCCUGCUGCAACUACAAAAAAGCGAAUCUCCAACCGAGCAGUGAAGAAAGAGACGUCAUCACUCAGUACAAGACCUCAACAGGCAGAGGACCUUGUGAAAGAACGCCUUAUGCUCCACCAGUCUGUGCCAGAUCAGCGCUUCCCCAGCGGUCUGGUGCUCUCCCUGAUGAAGCGCCUGGUGGAUGAGAGACUCGGUGCCAUGGAGUACAGCCCGGCAUGUUCGGCCGUGGCCACCGAGCUGUCCGAAUCCAUUAAAGAGGCAGCGAAAAGCCUCUCCAAUGGACGCUAUAAACUCAUCUGCUGUGUUGCCAUCGGGCAGCUCCGCAAUUCUGCUGUUUCCUGCUCGAGCCGAGGCAUCUGGAGUCCAGACACAGACACCUUCACAGAGUACCUGUUCAAAAACCAGCAUCUGUUUGCGCUGUGUGUUCUCUUCGCUGUGUACCAAGAGUAGGCAAUGUCAAUUCCUGAAUUAUUGUUACCUUUCAAGAUAAUAGAUAUAAUUUACAAAUGACAAAUUUCUGCUCUAACAAC
Messenger RNA from Pangasianodon hypophthalmus (striped catfish), 2485 nucleotides. Its product is annotated as dynein light chain Tctex-type 5. Gene Ontology annotation, biological process: microtubule-based movement. The transcript is spliced from 3 exons. The record is from RefSeq and is a predicted model, not a curated record. Bases 1935 to 2405 code for a protein of 156 amino acids. Gene Ontology annotation, cellular component: cytoplasm; cytoplasmic dynein complex. Gene Ontology annotation, molecular function: dynein intermediate chain binding. Lineage: Eukaryota; Metazoa; Chordata; Actinopteri; Siluriformes; Pangasiidae.